Molecule: messenger RNA, 1223 nt
Organism: Dacryopinax primogenitus
Lineage: Eukaryota; Fungi; Basidiomycota; Dacrymycetes; Dacrymycetales; Dacrymycetaceae
Exons: 2
Coding region: 423-671 (82 amino acids)
Source: RefSeq, a predicted model, not a curated record
GAUGUCCCACACCAGCAUGUCAUUGUCAUAAUCUUUGUAUUCCAUCACUGUCACUUCCUUCUCGUGAGAUUUCAGUGAGAAGAUCAUUCAUAUGACAGGUUUGAGUCCCGGCCGUGUAGGGUUCAAAUUGGUGUCCCCAGAGCCGUGCAUUUGCUGGACAAUGCGAUCCAUGUCCUCGAACAAUUUCUCAGAGGGCUUUUGCAUACCAACUCGAGACCUAGUUUGGAGAAACAUGGUGCUGGUGUUAUCCGGUGCAAUCAUCGUCCCAUCGAUAGUGUAGGGGAAAGCAGCGUCUAUACCCUGUUGCCCGAACUGCGCGGAAAUUGCGACACGUCUCGUAAGAUACUGAAGCCAUGACUUCAACCCUGGGACGUUCCCAUAGAUCUUGAUGGUGUGAUUAAAGUUUCCGAAUGAGUUCUCAAAUGUCUCUUGAAAAUUCUUGGUAUGGAAAAAUCGACCACCUUCUGCCAGGAGGUAUUGGUAAGCAGGCACUUCACGAAGCUAGGUAUCGAAAAUUUGCCAUCUCUAGUGGCAGCAUCGCUGGCGAGAAUAAUAAGGAGUUCAGCCACCCUCUCCCCUCGUUCACCCACACUGAUCCCGGCAGAGUUAUUAAUAAAAACACCGCAGAGCGCCUCCUAAAAUUCUUGCGCAUUGCAGGCUUGGUACCCUGAGAUGAUUGGCUCGCUCGGAGAGCCAGUGAAAAGAGUUUCGUUAUUAUCGGUGAUUCCAUAGAGCACACGCAUGUGCUGAGCAAUCUGCUGAUUCAUCAACUGGAGGGCUGCACCUGUAUUUGUACGAAUAUCGAGUGGGAUCCGUCGCGCUAAAAUCGCCAGCCUUUGACCUUCAUUGUAGCCUGUUUCAUUUGAGGCGCCGACUAGCUUCUCCGUGGCAAAGGUGACCAAACUCUCCCUCACAUUACUGUCGAUGCCAUGCUCAGCCCCUUUGCGAAAUCUUCAGACCAUUGUGCAUAUCUUGCGAUUUCGACGUCGCUCGCUUCCUGCAUUUGUCGACUCUCGGCCCGCUCUCCUGCCCAUGCGUCACGGUACAUCAAGCCGUCUACUUCCAUGACCAGCGGUAACGAUUGGAUUGUUUACCCGGCAGCACCAAAGGUCACCCCAGUCUCCCCUGACACAAGUCGAGGACGCAUCCACCGUACCCUCGCCCAAUCCCGCCGACGCUCGCCAAAACCUGCCCAUGCGCUUGUCCAACACCGACCAUAGUCC